Molecule: messenger RNA, 3064 nt
Organism: Psylliodes chrysocephalus
Lineage: Eukaryota; Metazoa; Arthropoda; Insecta; Coleoptera; Chrysomelidae
Source: the annotation of a GenBank genome assembly
AUUAUUAUGUUGCUAACUUAACUUUAAACAUUAAAAAGUGCAACUACACCAUGCAAUGCAAUUAUUAUUAUUGCAUUUUAAAUUAUUAUUUUUUGUUUAUCGAACAUUAAUUUAUUAAAACACGAAAAAAACAAGUGGUUUUACAAAAAUUGACACAUAUAAACUAAAUAUUAAAUGGAACGGUAAAAUACGUCGUAUUGGUUUUGUGAUUGUAAACAGAGUGAUUUGAAAUGUGUGCCGAAAAAAUAGGAUGGGAUUCCAGUCAGCUUAGAAAAUACGAUUUACACUUGGAUGAAAUACCAAGAUUACAUUAUGAAGAUCCUAAAGUUGACGAGUUUAUGCAGAAAAACCAACCCGUAUUGAUAACCGGCUCGAAACUGGUAAAGCCAGCUGAAGAAAAAUGGACUCUUGAUUACUUAGAAAAAAAUUUAGGCAAAUCUAAUCACACUGUUUUCGUAUCGAGAAAUCACAAAUUCAAAUAUUUCGACGAAAAAAAGAUAUACAAUAAGAACAAUCUCAAAGGGGUAGAAUUUACGCCGCCCACAAAGAGGGUGGAUAUGAAAAUAACAGAUUUCAUGAAGAAAUUGAGGGAGUGGAAAAGAGGGGAUGAGAGGUUAUAUCUUCAACAGCCCUUGAACUCCACCGUAGGUUCCACGAUAGUGGAAGACUAUUUAAAAUUCGACUGGCAUUUCGUGGCGGAGAAAAAGAACAAAUAUCACUGGGGCGAAUUGACUUCCAACGUACUGUUUAUAUCAAUGGAAGGGAACGUGACUCCUUGCCACUACGAUGAACAGCAGAAUCUGUUUGCUCAAAUUCUGGGCUAUAAAAGGUGUAUUUUAUUUGCUCCCGAUCAAUUCGAGUGUUUGUACCCUCAUCCUGUAUAUCAUCCGCAUGACAGACAAAGUAUGGUUGAUUUCGAACGACCUGAUUAUACCAAAUAUCCUAAAUUUAAAAAUCUAAAAGGCUGUGAAACCGUCGUUGGUCCAGGCGACGUGCUAUAUAUUCCUAUAUACUGGUGGCAUCAUGUGGAGUCCUUGAUGCGAGGCGGACCGACUGUUACAGUUAAUUUUUGGUAUAAAGGCGGACCGACGAAUUUGGAAUACCCGUUGCAAGAUCACCAAAAAGUAUCGAUAAUGAGAAACGUAGAAAAAAUGUUAUUGGAAGUUUUACAAGAUCCAAAGGAAGUGGGACCGUUAUUAAGAACCAUGGUUUUAGGUAGAUAUUGUGAUCCUUAAACGGAGUUACGCAACCUUUUCUCAAAGAUUAGAAACGAAUUGAUGUUGGUUAGAUUCAUGGAACAUUUUGGAACUUUUUUUGAGUUCUGUUUCAUAGAAAAUUUUGUUUCUAACAUUUGGGAUCUGCCAAGCGAGUCUAGUCUUCGUAAAAAGUAAGUGGUAUGCAUGGUUUUGAAAUCGAAUGGUACUCUACACAUACUACGGUCUAUUGGAUUAUUCCGUUUUUGGUAAAAAUUGAAUAUUUGGUUUAGCGAAAAAUUUCUAAGUUUAAACGGAAUGAUCGAAUUGACACGUUCAGAUAUAUUUUUGUAUUCAGUAUUUAUAAUUUCAAAUCGACAAAAGUAUUUAAAUAUUUAAACAGCUAUACAUCAUAGAUUUCUGUGGGACUGGGUGUGAGUUAUUUUAUCGCAUAAUUAUCUGUUUAGUUUUAUUUAUAUUUUAGCAUUAACAUUUAGAAGGUAUGUUUAAAAUAUCUGUCUUUUUCUAUAUGACAACAUCCUUAAUAGAUCGUGAUAGUUGUGACGUCAAAACAAAGUUGAUAAAAAACAAAACAAGUUACUAUGACAAUGAUGUCACUGUCAUAUUGUCGUAAUCAAAUACUUCAGGAAUAUUUCUGGUUUGGUUCUAUAUGGGAUAUCAAUGAAAGUAUCGGUAACUUUUGGUAUCGCAGAUUUUCUUUCGAUAUCAAUACUUUUACUCAUACAGUACUUUGAGAUAGGUCGAGGGGCAGGUAUUGAAUCUGUCUAUGCACUCUUUUUUACUCUAUUCACUUUAAAGUACCAAUUUUUUACCUUUGGCAGCAAACCCACGUUGGGCGCCAAACUAUAACAUACUAUUCGAAAGGCUUCGGCUAAAUUCAAUUAGCCAACGAAUAUAAAUAUACCCAAUAAUCCGAUGUUUUAUACUAAAACUAACACGUUUAAUAGGAUGUGAUCUCUGUGAUGUCGGAAUAAAUAGUUAACAAACUUGGCAAUACUCUGGUUAUUCUUGAGUAAAUUUUAGCUGAAAGCUGUUUAGUAUGUAUGACAAAUACUGUACUGUUCCCGAUGAAGGAAAAUCACUAAACUCGGCUGAUUUGCUAACCUCGUCGCCUAACUCAUCAGCUGAAAAGGGGUAUGUGUGCUUUUUCGCACUCGAUAGAGCAAGUAUUCGGUUACUCCACUGUAGUUACAGUGGCACAGGAACAAAUAUUGCUUUCUUAGUAGCCAAGAACUACCAGCAAAAGCUUUGGAGCUUCACACAAAAUUGGGAGGCAUAGGAAAACCAAGUCAAAAGGCAGGAAAAAGCACAAAGUCGCCACUAAAUCCUGUAGCAAUCCAUCGAAUAACACUUUAAAGAGGACACCUAUGACAGCAUUGACACAACCGUUGUCAUGAGGUUCGUUUGGGAUUGUCAGGGGCUGGAGUGAGACAGGACUGGAGUUUUUUAGGGUGCUUUUAAAUGACAUUUAAGCGGAAUAAACCGAAAACUAAAAGGGUCGUUUGGAGUUAAAGGAAUGAAUGAAACCUUGUCUGUCCGACCUUAACUAUGGUUAUCUUGCGUUGAAAAAAAAGACGUUACACUAUCAUGGUCUAUUGUCUUUUAAGGAUGGAUUAAAAUAUUUAUGGCGUAACUUUUUUUCUGACUUAUUAACUAUUACGUAUUGAACGGUGUAAUUUAUUAAAUGUUCUGUGAUCAAAAUGUUAUUUAGUUUUUAUCUGUAUAUUAUUUUAAAGGUGCUUUCUUUUUAACUGUAAACGUUGUUUUGAAAUUAAAAAAAAUGUGUUAAAUAUUUGAAAUUAAAAAAUAAUAACAUAUCAUUUAGGGUAAGAUUGUGUUAUAAAAAAUUG